AUGGCGGCGGUAACCUCGUCCUCGCGCAUGCUCCUCGCCCAUCGCGACUUUUCCCGCAACCUCGACCACGUCUCUAACAUCUCGGCCUCCUUCACUUGCAACCUCACUGCCCUCCAAGACACUCUGCAAACCACCUUCCAAAACGCUCUUGCUAACAUCCCGCGCUCUCACAGCACUCUCGACGAUCUCCUUCCCCCACGCAACCUCUACAAGAACCACAGCGAUAACUCUGGCAUCUGGCGCCCUGCUUCCUCCAUCUACUCCGACGGCGACAACUACACCUCCCCGAUCUCGCCAAACUUCGCAAACGUGGCUGCCCGAAACACCUACACCUCCGCCGUGGCGGACAUCUCACCUCCGAGCUCUCCUGACAUGGAGGCUCACAGGGAUGGAACCCCCACGCAGGGCCGUGGCAAUGUCUCGCCCAUGGACGAGAGCCCGGACAUGUCGCAGCUCGAUAUCAACGGCGCCCACCACCAGGCUCAGCAAAAGACAAAUAUCCCCAUGAUGCGCCGCGAACGUCGCAAGAAUCAAGAAGCAGCCGCCGCUCAUACGCUCCGAGAGACCAAAUCCCAGCAACGCUUGCGGAUCCAGCGCGAGACCAAGUGGGAUGACAUGACGGGCGAACCCACGUCCCGGACCACGGGCCGUGCGGGUCAAGUCAGGCCACAAGAGUAUGCCCAGGAGUUUGGUGCAAAUUCGCAGUUCGGCAAGUCCCCGGCCGCAAUGAGAGCCAUGCAGAACGCACCACAGGCGCAGCAAACCUUUGGUGAUCGUCUGCGAAGAUUGAGGCCCGUCAGCGGAAGCCCAAAGCAACAGCAACAGCAACAGCAACAGCAACAGCAACAGCAACAGCAACAGCAGCCGCCGCAGUCGCCGCCCCAAGCAUCAACGGCACCCGAUGUCAUUGACGAGCGCCCACCAUGGCGAGGUGCAAGCGGACGAGCGCCCAUCGUGAGCCCAGUCCGUGACACAAAGCCUGCAGCACCUCUCAACAUCCCUCCCAAGAGCACCAGACGCGCCGCCGUUGGGCCUCGGCUGCCCAUCGCAGGUGUCAAUUCACCACUGUCCCCUGUCAGCCCCUCGGGAUCUGAAACGUCACCACGGUCGAGGACGCCCACCAUCAGAACUGUCUUCAACGCUCCCCGCCAGCUGACUACUGCUUCUAACGCUUCCUCUCCUACCGCCGCUCGCACCCCUCCACCCGCACAGUCGGCAUAUCCCAGUCCUCCCAACUCGGGCGCUGGAGUCCAAUCGCCCGUCCAUGCGACGCCCGAAGCCACUAAUGACGCCAAUGUCACGAAGAGACAGCCCCCAUCCCUGACGGGCCUGCCCGCUGCCCCUAAUGCACAUCUCGGCCUCGACAGGGCUUUACGAAGAAAGCCUCCUCCUACCAACUCGCAUGCGCUUCACGCUCCGCAGCCCUCCUAUUCCUCAAGCGUCUACUCAGAACAGACUGUUCACGCACCCGCCAGCACUCACGAACGAUCGCCGCCUCGCGCUCCUGCAGCAGCCCAACGCGAAGCUGCCGCUGCAGCCAAGCAAACUGACCCCUGGGCCCAGCCUCCCUCGAGAUUCAGCGUUACUACCUACGCGACUUCAGCCGAUCCCGAUACGCCUCGCGAAUCUGCAGAGACGGAUCGGCCUCCGGUACCAUCCCUCCCGACGCCACCGCAACAGCAAAAGGACGGUGUAAUGAACCGCAGACGACCACCUGUACUCAAGUCCACGAGCCCUUCCAUCAACCCAGACCAGCCCAUUGUCAUCUCCAUGUCGUCCCCCUACAUGUCGGGCGCCUUUACUGAAGACACGUCGCCGCCGCCUGCCCGAACCCAGCUGCCCAGCCAGAAGCACCCGCUGCCUAGAACGAGCUCUGCCAGCCUGUACAGCAACUCGAGCCGCCCGGAGUCGGUUUGGUCUACUAGCAAAGCCUUGCCUCCGCCGCCGACUGAGCUCUCCAUGGUCAACGAUCGCGUGGGCUACCUCAACGCCCGGUUGGAGUCGUUGGGCAAUCGCCGCAUCAACAUCAACCAGGCCAUCAAGCAAAUGACGGAGCUUAUGCCGACCGACAGUAUCUUGGCCAGCGAGGCCGUCCUUAGGAAACGCGAGGCCGAGAAGCGCAAGGUGGAGGCACUCAAAGUUGAGCUUGCUGAAGUCCAGCGAGAGGAGUACGAGAUUGGCCUCAAGUUGCACAGAGCAUACAAGAGGAUGGAUCGCAACGCAGAGUACGAGCCGACGACGCUCUGGGUGCGGAGAGUUACUGGCUAG
Molecule: messenger RNA, 2268 nt
Organism: Colletotrichum phormii
Lineage: Eukaryota; Fungi; Ascomycota; Sordariomycetes; Glomerellales; Glomerellaceae
Exons: 2
Coding region: 1-2268 (755 amino acids)
Source: RefSeq, a predicted model, not a curated record